ACUGGCAAAGUGGAAACAACGAAACAAGAAACAACUGGAAAGGAGUUGAAAUAAAGUAGAAAAAGUAGUAAAUAUUAAAAUUUCGGCGUUUAUUUGCUUCAAAAGUUUAAUUGCUAGUGAAAACAAGAUUUAUAGAAAAUUGUAGAUAAAGGGAUCAAUUUUCUUCUGAAAUGCCCCGAGGAAAAUUCACCAACCAUAAGGGUCGCAAUCGACGAUUCACGAAUCCAGAAGAAUUGGAGGAAGAAAGGAGAAAAGAAGAACAACAGAAAAAAUGGAGGCAAACACAUGGUGAAAGUGAAGAAUCUGAGGAAGAAGCUGCUGCAGAGAAGAAGAUUAGUGAAGAAUCUGGAUCAGGAAGUGAAUCAGAAGAAAGCAGUGAAGAUGAAGAUGCUAAAGGGAAAGGAGUUUCAAAACUCAUUGAAAUAGAGAAUCCAAAUAGGGUACAAAAAAAAGCAAAGAAAGUUUCUGCAUUGGACACAGCAGAUCUUGACAACAAGCCACAACUGUCAAGGAGAGAAAGGGAGGAGAUUGAAAAGCAAAGGGCUCAGGCUCACUAUCAAAAAUUACAUGCCGAAGGAAAGACAGAUCAGGCCAGGGCAGACUUGGCCAGGUUGGCUAUUAUCAAGCAGCAAAGAGAGGAUGCCAAAAAGAGAAGGGAAGUCGAACAGAAAGAAAAAGAAACUGCUGCUAAAGAGAAAACUGCCCAAGUUAGGAAGGCCUUAGGAAAGAAAUGAAAAUUAGAGGAAACAAACAUUUUUGCAAUAUUCAUGUGUUGUGCUAAUGGGAAACCAACAGGUUAGUUUACAUUUUUUUCUCAUAAUGUAUACUCAAAAAAAUACAAUAAAAUACAAUGUUCUGCU
Messenger RNA from Phaedon cochleariae (mustard beetle), 860 nucleotides. The record is from the annotation of a GenBank genome assembly. NCBI's taxonomy places the organism in Eukaryota, Metazoa, Arthropoda, Insecta, Coleoptera, Chrysomelidae.